AUGUUAGAACAAGAAAAUAUUUCAAACAGCUCAUCUGAAAAUGAAUUUUCUAAUAUAGGAACUUUAGAAAAUAUUAAAUUAAAGAAAGAAGAGAAGUUUUGGUGGUAUCAUGAUAACGAGAAUAUGAAUUAUCAAAGAUCUUUAAUAUUUAUUGAUAAUAAAGAACAUAUAGUAGAUUAUUUACAA
Messenger RNA from Dentiscutata heterogama, 186 nucleotides. The record is from the annotation of a GenBank genome assembly. NCBI's taxonomy places the organism in Eukaryota, Fungi, Glomeromycota, Glomeromycetes, Diversisporales, Gigasporaceae.